AUGCCGCGAACGUGCUCCGGCUGGCAUCGAUACGCAGAUUCUGAAUGGAACCGCGAUGACAUUGACAAGAACUCGUUGAAGUCUCACGUGCUGCCUUAUACGCGCGAUCGAGGAAGACAGAAAGACAGGCCCAGAUCUGUGCAAACCUCUCCCGCGAAAUCAACAAGCUCUGGGAGAUCAUUUGGAGAUGUAUUCGACAAUGAUCCGGUUCAGGCACCAGCAGGUGCAUUGUGCAGCCUUGAGGAGGAGGAGGAAAAUGAAAUUCUAAACGGUGAAGCGAGAGAAACGUGUUCCUUCAACUCUCAACUGUCCAAGACACUUCCGCAGAUACUUGCAGACAAAGGUGCUCUAGGUUAUUUCAUUCAGUUUAUGGAGAUGCAAAACUGCAUAGCGCUCAUCAAGUUCUGGUUGGAAGUGGAAUGCUUGUGCAGUUCGUUCAACGUGUUGGAAAACAAAGUGGAGAAUGUCGAAUGUUUGAAUUGUGCGAGGAGUACCAAUAGCAUUACCAAUUCGAUGAACAACAAUGAAAAUUUCCAAUGCCACGCGGCGCAGAACAACGUCAACAGUCAUGAGGGCAAGAAACUGCUGCUUGACGAAUAUGUAAAUAGCAAUGAUAUGAAAUCAAAUUGCAACGACAUGCCAAAGACUAGUCAAACCAUAAGCAAAACGCGACAAUCAAAUCACGACUGCAUCAGAAAAGAUAUGACCACCAUUAGGCAGGAUGCAUUAAGAAUUCACAAGAAGUAUAUUACUAAGGAUAUUCUCGGUGCAAAUCAGAUCCCUGAAGAUCUGCAGGUGAAAAUGGAGAAAGUUCUCAACUGUGAAAACAUUGAGCCUAUGUUGCAGUGCCUGUCAGCCGUACAAAAGAUUGUAUAUCAGACAUUAGAAAAUGAACACAUUAACGACUUUUUACGAAGUGAAUUUCACUGCAAACAUCAGAUUGAUGUUCUUACAAGUGGCAACGUACAGUUGGCAGAUAUAUUGUACAACGAAACUGCUUUCUUUUACUUUAUGGAGUUCAUGGAGCUUGAAAAUAAACGUGAACUGUUAGACUUUUGGAUGUCAGCCAUGAGUUAUAAACAAAAUUUACUAGAGAAGAAAGGUGCUGCAAAUCCUGAAGAAGCACAAGCUGAUGCUCUAAUUAUUUAUGACAAAUAUUUUAGCUUACAAGCAACGAUGCCCCUUGGUUUUAGUGACAAAAUUCGUUUCCAAGUCGAGCAAAACAUUUGUCGCGAGAACGGAGAGGGACCGCAACCUGAUUGCUUCGAUAAACCAUGUAGAAUUGUAUAUAAUUUCUUGAGUAAGUAUUAUCUACCUACUUUCUUAUCAUCUCAGUUAUAUUACAAAUAUUUAUCAGAAUUAAUCAGUACUAUACAAAGCAGUCCAUGUUCGAAUUUACAUCUCAGGCUAAAAAGAGCAGGUUCUGAUUGUAGUAGCGAGGUCAGUUCUGUUAGUAUUAAUAUGCAGAAUACCCUGCAGGCAGGGAAUGAAGGAAAUAGAUUGAGCAAUAAUAAAAAUAUUACCAGUGGUAUGAACAUUGAUACCAGACAACUGUAUGAUCCAGAUUCUUUGUGGAAACGUAACAAAUAUAGGUAAUUGAUGAAGUAAAAAUAUUGUGCAAUAAACAUUCCAAGAACGUCUGAUUUAUUUUAUAGUUUGAGCGUCGGUUAUAUUGAUAAUCUAGGCAGAUUCAUUACUGAAAUAGAGCCUGAUCCUCAAAGGAAAUAUGGUGAGUUAUUUACUUAAUUGUUUCAAUUGUAUCAAUAUAUCAUAUAUAUAAAAUUGUUAAUAAUGUAUAAUUUUAGAAUCUCGAUUAACACGUGCUGUAAAAAGACUUGUAAAUAUGGAGCAGGAUAAGGUAAAUUUCACGUUUAUCAGUAAUAUUAUUAUAUAAAGUAAUUAUGUGAUGUAUAAAUUUCAAUUAUAAUCAAAAUAAUUAGGCUAAAGAGGAGUUAGCAUGGAAGAUUGCCGAGAUGAUCAUUCGUGAGAUCACCUCUUUGACUUUAGGAACCUCGAAUUUUCCAUCUUGA
Molecule: messenger RNA, 2030 nt
Organism: Heterotrigona itama
Lineage: Eukaryota; Metazoa; Arthropoda; Insecta; Hymenoptera; Apidae
Source: the annotation of a GenBank genome assembly